GAUUAGCCAUUGUUACGUUCACUUGCGCAAAAAUUUGUUUUCUUCAGUUUCCUGAUUAUGAAUUGUUGUACACACGUACACGAAUAAAAAUAGGGGAUACUAGACUCUUCCUUCGUUUAGAAAAGGAGAGGACGAUUUUCAGCGCCGUCUAUCCCCCGAAAAUGGGUUCCUUUCGUCGAAAAUGGUAGAAUGUCAUCGGUGAUUUCACAGGAAGUGCAACAAUUGUGAGACCUCAAUGACAUCACGAUACAAACGUCGCGUCUUAUCUUCCUAAAGGAGCUCGUGCAGCUACAUAGCUAUCGAUAAUCGGCCUUAUUUUUUUAAUAGGCGAUUAUUUUCAAAUAUUCAUCCACGAUUGUUUGCGUGAGACGGCAAACGAAACGUGGAUCUAGGAAAAUCUCGCGCGCGAAGGUUAGUAAACAGCUGAUGUGUCAGUUUGGGACGAACCGCGAGUGACGGAGAUGUCAUACAAAAUUGGCCAACGCGUCGAGGUGCCCGUGAAGGAGUGUCAGGGUGUUAUAGCCUACGUCGGCCACCCGGCCUUCGCAUCUGGCAAAUGGAUCGGCGUGAUACUCGACGAGCCGAAAGGGAAAAACAACGGUACUGUCAAGGGUCAAAUGUACUUCAGGUGUGCUGAAAAUUAUGGAAUGUUUGCACGCCAAACUCAACUUAUUUUGCUGGAUGAGGCUGGCAAUAGAACGGAGCCUGUCAGUCCGUCAUCGGCAGGUAGCAAUGCCACAACACCUGAUGACAGUGCUGCUAGAGCAAGGAGUCGCCUAAAUAGCAAUAGUAUGCGUCGAAGGAAUGAGCCUACAGCUGUACGGAGAAAAACAUCUCCUGCGAAUGUUACUCGUCAACAAUUUGACAAGCUUUCUGGUUCUCGAUUAUCCUUGACCGGAAGUAGAACAUUAUUAAGUGCCCCAAGUACAGAAAGUCUAACUGGAUCACAACAUGAACGUAGAGACGGCGGCGAAUCUUCAAUUCCAGCACCAACUUCAACUUCAAAGCGUGCCUCAUUUAUUGAGAAGUCCCCUAGCACGAGCUCGCCUCCCGGCAAAAAGCCAAAGGCCCAAGAUGAUCACAAUAAUACAGGUUUUGUAGAAACGUUGAAACCACAAUUCGUACCCGGUCAAGUGAUGGCAGGUUCGGCAGCGGCUGCGAAUCUAGUGGAAGAGAAAUUAUCACAUUUACAACUUGUACAAGAAAAUGAUAACUUGAAAUCUCAGGUACGUGAUCUUACUGAGAAAGUAGAAACGUUGCGUGUAAAACGAAUGCAAGACAAGGAGCGGAUGAAAGAUUUCGAAACAAAACUUCAAGUUGAACAACUUCUUGAAUUCAAAGCUAAAGUCAUGGAAAGUCAAGCAAGUCUUCAGAGGGAACUUCAACGAGCUCGACAAGAAACUAGAGAAGCUCAUGCGGCGAGAGAACAAUUUCAGGAAGAAAUGGCGGAUCUUGCAGAGACAGUGGAAAUGGCUACGUUAGACAAAGAAAUGGCAGAAGAAAAGGCUGAAACCCUUCAAAUCGAAUUAGAGCAGCUCAAGGAAAAGUUGGAGGAACAAACAUUAGAUCUGGAAAUAUUACGCACAGAAAUGUCCGAGAGGGCAGCAGGCGGUGGAUCGGCCACGGGGGCUUCUAACUACGAGGUGAAGCAAUUGGAACAGCAGAAUAAUAGACUGCGUGAAACUCUCGUGAAAAUGCGCGAUUUGUCGGCGCACGAAAAACACGAAUUCCAGAAAUUGCAAAAGGACAUGGAUCAGAAGAAGUCUGAGAUUUUAGAAUUAGGUCGCACGAAGGAGAAGUUGUCGGCGCGUGUUGAAGAAAUGGAACAUCAGAUAGCCGAUCUACAGGAACAAGUCGACGCAGCAUUAGGAGCCGAAGAAAUGGUUGAGAUGCUAGGCGAGAAGAAAAUGGCACUGGAGGAGAAAGUGGCCGAAUUAGAAGAAGCUGUCUCAGAUUUGGAAGCUCUGCAGGAUAUGUCCGAUCAACUGGCCGAAUCGUCCAAAGAAUUAGAGCUGGAGCUUCGCGAGGAGUUGGAUCUCGCUCUUGGAGCAACGCGCGACGCUCAACGGCAUCGAGAUGCCGCGCUAGAGACGCUCGCGGAUCGCGAAUUGACCAUCACCAAGUUUCGCGAACUCACGCACCAAUUGCAAGAACAGUGUUUGCAGUUGCAGCAACGAGUUCAGUCGACGGAGUCCACCAAGACUAAUGUUCGAGGUGCUGAUCAACAACUCGCGGAGAUAUUAGACUUCCAGAAAACGUUCGCCGAAACCCGAGCGCAAACCAAGGCGGUCGAUCUCGAGCUGCGCCGAUUAGACGCCGAGGAGGCGCGAAAUCACGUGCGCUAUUUGCUGUCUUUUAUGCCUCCGGCAUUCUUGAUCCGCGGUGGAGACCACGACGCGAUAUUGACACUCUUAUUGAUACCGAGAAUGACACAGAAAACGGAGAUAUUGAUUUCGCAAGUUCGAGAGAAAUAUAGAUCCAUCGAGAAAAUAGAUAGAGCUUCAGUAGCGAGGGGUCAUUCGAUAGCGCAGUACUCAUUCAGAUCUCGUUUGUGUUCGCAUAUGUACGCUUUACAAACGACUCUGAGCUGCUUCGAAUCGGCCUUGAACUCGUGUAACCCUGAAAUGUUACUUAAAGUGGGCGCGGCUUAUCCCGAAAUGGCGGCGCAAGAAAAGUCCUUAGAUUCGUUAAUCGAGCUGGCCAAGCGAGAUCAGUUGGAUGAGAAUUUGCCGAUGGACGCGAUUGAAAAGUGUUGCGCCUACUUUGCCACGAUGUUCUUCGUGCUUUUUGGUGAAAGCACAACUAUCAAUCAAGCGCGUCUAAUUGUCAAUGGCACGAGAACUUUAAGCAACACAUGCGACGCCGUCGCUACUGACGCUACGGCGAUCAAGGUGUUGAUACAAGGAGAGAGUGGUGAUAUAGGUAUGCUCUGUCAACACAUUGAAACGACGUGCGAGGUAAUCCAGCAACACUUGAAGUCGGCUAGAAGACGAGUACCACGGGAUCAGGCUGGUCCAGCAUUUUCUGUAGGUGCCAAUUUAGGAUUAGAUAAAGAUUGCAACGAACAAUUUUCGACAUGUUAUCAGCAUGGCGUGAAAAUUAUGAAGACCCUUCAGUAUCUAUUGAAGAACGCUUUGCAAGCUAUUAUUGAAAAUGGCGAUUUAGACACUGGGCUCGCCGCUGACAAGUUGAAGGAGAUGGCCGCGACGUCCAGCGAAAGGGUGUACGAUACGGAAGAUCUGGGACCUGUGGCCACUCUCAAGGCUAGCUUGACGGUAAUACAGCAAUUAGCAGCAAAUCUCGCGCAAAAAAUGGCCGAAUGUGAAAAUGAACUGGCUAUAAGUGGACAAACACAUAGUCAGCAACAAUCUAAGGACAGUGAGUCAAUAAUGCCAAUUGUGUCUAGAGCGAGUGCAGUGAGAAAAGAGGCAGAAGAAACGAAAAUACUUAGCAGAAAACUCGAAGCAAGGGAUAGCGAUAUACGCGAAGCAAGAUUAGCUCUACGGGAGAAACAAGAAGAAUUGUCCGAGAUGACGCUGCGAAAGGAGUUGGCGGAAAAACGUUUCGCAACGCAACAGCACGAACAUGAGAUGAAUGUCGAGAAGUUGAAGAGAAAAUUAGAAGAAGCGCAAAAUCAAUUGAAACGCAAGGAAAAAGAAUUCGAAGAAACAAUGGAUCAUCUUCAAACCGACAUCGACAGCCUGGAAACAGAGAAAGGACAAUUAAAGGAAAAGUUGAAAUCAAUCGGCAAGAAAACGAUAUCAGUGUCCGGCGGUGCUGACAGUAUGACAGGAAGCACUUCGAUAACGAGCACUUUAGAUAACAAAUAUUAUGUACAAGAAAUACACGCUCUUAAGGAAGCCUUGAAUAACGAGCACCAGCAGAAGAAGAAGAUAUUGUGCGACGUUUUACGACAAAAGUUAGAUAACUUGGAACCAUUGUCGUCGCCGACAAAUCUGAAAUCUCUGGAUUCAACGAUUCAAGAAUUGCGAAAGAAGACGACCGAUCUCGUUAAGGAUGUAGAGAAAACUUUAGCUUAUCCGACAGUUCCCGAUCUGCGACGCAAGGUGCCCGAAAUGUCUUAUCAUUAUUUAUUGGAACGACGAAAGAAUAUCACACAGCUGAAGGCACGAGCUGACGAAUUAGCUGCCCAAGUACGUCGUGAGGCUAUCAAACGUACACCAGGCGGAAGAGCAGAAGCGAAUUUCGCCGUGUACCCGAAUCGCGAGAUGGCGGCGGCGAUGCAGGAGCGCAAAUUACUCGCCGCCGAAAUAAAGAUCCCUUACAAUGGUCCGGAAAAAUCCUUUUCUGUCAAUGUAGGGCCGCAAGAACUUAGGAAAAUUCAUAAUCUAUUGUACUAUUAAAUGCUCGCGCUUCGUUAUUUAUUUCUUAGUGACAACGUACGUGUGAUCAUACAAGUCUUUAAGGCUUCUGGGUCCUCAUUGUGUUAGAUUGUGACAUCAGAAGCGAGAAAACACACGCUAAAAAUUAUGCUAUUUCGAAAUAAAAUAUUUCAAUGAACAGCACUUCAGAUGGUUUUAGCAUAAUUUCUUAAAAUUAUUCUUGUUCUUUUAUAAUCAAUCAAAACAGCUGUAAAAAUGACUUUAAUAUGCGCAGUCAUUCUGCAUGACAAAAUCUGAUAUCACGAUCAUUUUACAGUUGUUGAUUGAUUGUCAAAGGAAAAUAGUUUCUAAAGCCAUCUGAAGUUGUGUUUCAUCAAAAUAUCUUUUUAUCUAAAAAUGACACGCAAAAAUUUUCAGCAUAUAUUUUCUCGCUUCUGACGUCAUAAUCUAACAUGAACGCGGCAAGUACCAAGGAACCUUAGGACAUAUUGUAUACAAGAGAUUAUCUUUUUCUAAUCAUUUUUUCAUAGUAGCAAUAUUUUAUACAGCAUCUUGCUCCGUAAAAAAAAAAAUAAUUAUACAUGUCGUUAUGAAGAAACUCUAUUAAUUGUUGCUUUUGGAUAAAGAAUUCGUGCUUGUAUUUUUUUGUAUCGAUGUGAAACGGGUACAGAGGGCAAAUCUAGUAAUUCAUAAUUUGCACUUGUGCAAUGUUUAUUUAUUUCUGAUGGGCUACAGCGCGAUGACUGGUGCAUCGCGACUGGGAGGCUCUCUCUCCAGUGUUCGUUCACGUUUAUAAACGCAAUGUUAUAUUUAGUAUUAACAAUUCAGAAGAGAAAUCAUGUGCCUCUGUGGCUUUUUUCCGUAUUAUUUAUAUAUAUAUGUCUUUAAGAAUUGUCAAAUAUAUGGUCUAAAAAUAU
This is a messenger RNA of Nylanderia fulva, 5260 nucleotides long. RefSeq names its product dynactin subunit 1 (gene DCTN1-p150). The record is from RefSeq and is a predicted model, not a curated record. Gene Ontology annotation, biological process: nuclear migration; establishment of mitotic spindle orientation. NCBI's taxonomy places the organism in Eukaryota, Metazoa, Arthropoda, Insecta, Hymenoptera, Formicidae. Gene Ontology annotation, cellular component: spindle pole; axon; kinetochore.